AUGGAAACCCGAGUACAAAGAAAAUUGGAAUUUCAAGUGAAGAAGUCCACCAGGUCGACAAGGGCCAAACAGCGAUCACAGAACAAAAGCAGAUCGCAGACCGAGUCUCCUAGAAAAAGAUACAGUGACGAUGAAAAUGAUGCUUCGCUAGCACUGAAAUGUUCUCCAACAAAGAAGUCUAAGGAGAGUAAGGAGACCCUUAACAGAUGUGGAGAAACACCGACUAGAUCAAGUCUUAGGACAAAACUGUACCCAAAGCAGUUACCAGACUCUGAAAAUGUGCUCCAGCCUGAAACAACAGGAAAGCUUACAGAUGGGAUUCUUUCCUCUCCAGCCAAACAAAAAACUACCAAAUCCACAACGUCAGAUGGAUCAAAGGCGAAGUCUCCACUUGGAGCUAGCAAGGGUGCUGAUAAAGAGAAUACACCAUUGAAGGCCAGAUUACCAGGUAUAUGUAGUGUAAAGCCUUUGUCAUCACCAGCAAGAAAACAAAUUUUACCAGAAGAGGAAAAAUUAUCAUCCCCAGUACUUAAACUCCAACGUCCAAAUGGACAAGCCUAUCAUAAAGCCAAGCAGACAUUUCACACAGCUAAACCUGACAGACUGGUCGGACGGGAGAGAGAGGUGGAAGAAAUUAACAAGUUUGUCAAAAAUCAUGUGUCAAACAAAACCUCGGGCAGUCUUUAUAUUUCUGGAGCCCCGGGGACAGGCAAAACAGCAUCACUGUCACACAUUUUAGACAACAUCAAAGCAUCUCACAGCUGUAAGAGUCUGUACUUGAACUGCAUGACAUUAAAAGACUCGGCAACAGUUUAUGGGAAGUUAUACACAGACUUGACUGGGAAAUCCCCACCAUCAGCCAAGGACAGACUUAGAGCUGUGGAGAAAUGUCUGACAACAACAGGACCCAGCAUAAUUAUGGUUUUGGAUGAAAUCGAUCAGCUGGACAGCAAAAACCAAGAAAUCCUUUACACAAUUUUUGAGUGGCCAUCUUUACAGAAAUCUCGACUUGUAUUGAUAGGUAUUGCCAAUGCCUUGGAUUUGACAGACAGGAUUUUGCCACGUCUACAAGCCAGGCCAAACUGCAAACCACAGCUGCUUAAUUUUGCUCCAUACAGUAAGGAACAGAUUGCAGCUAUACUUCAAGACCGAUUGCUCAUGCUUGAAAAAGAUGGUGUGUCUGUAAUGGAACCCAGUGCAGUGCAGUUUUGUGCCAGGAAGAUAUCGGCUGUGGCAGGAGACAUGAGGAAAGCACUGGAUGUAUGUCGCCGUGCCAUUGAAAUGGUGGAGCAUGAAGUUAAAGCGCAACAGGUCUUAAAAGUCUCUACAGCUGAUUGUCCAAACAGUCCCACCAAAAUCAACCCGCCAAUUAAGAAAAUAGGAGUCAUGCAAAUUUCCAAAGUGUUGUCAGAAGUGUACGGGUCUAGUUCGGCUUCAAACAGUCAAGAAAGCAUUCCUCUUCAACAGAAACUGAUUGUCUGCACACUGCUUCUUAUGGUGAAACAGGGAAAACUAAAAGAAGUCACCAUGGGCAAAUUACAUGACACAUAUACUAAGAUCUGUAAGAAAAGACAGAUGGCAGCAGUGGAUUACUCCGAGUACCAGGGGAUUAUCAGUCUACUGGAAACCAGGGGUAUUACAGGGAUCAAGAAAAUAAAGGAUGGGAGAAUGGCAAAGGUGGCACUCAAGCUGGAUGAAAAAGAACUUGAACACACUCUUCAAGACAAGGUUUUGAUGUCCUCAAUUCUACAAGAUGGUCUACCGUAGAUUCAUUGAUAGUAAUAACCCUUCUCCGUACAAUGUUUCAUGUAUUUGGUUUUACACAAUGGCUUUUAUUGAUAUGUCAUGAAGAACAGACAUCCCUGACUACAGACAGGGAAUAAAUAAUUAUAUUGAAUGUGAAUUAAAUGUAAUAUAUUAGAUCUUUGUAAUUUUUAAACUAUUUCUUAAUUUUUAUUUUUGGCAAUUCCUUAUUUUAAGAAUGAGAAACUUGUUGUCUUAUUUUGAUUUUACCUCACUUAAUUAUUUUGAAUGUUUGAUUAUAAAAGUUUUUAUUUAGUAUAAAAUAUUGUGUGUUUUGCGAAGUUUUUACAACUGAUCAUGAAUGAAUAUAAAAUUGAUGCUAUGGAUAGUAUACAGUGUGGAAGAUAUGUUUUGCCUGUAUUUAUAUGGUAUGUUGAAAUAUUCAAACAAAAUUUAGGAAGUAUUGUAAUUUAUAGCGUGGAAUAUCUGUUGCUUUGUGAAUGUGUAUUUAUUUUUCAAGAGUUCCAGUGGAAAUUGUUAGAAAUAAGCAUUGUAAGUCACAUUUAUUUCACAUGACUAUGUUGGAUAAAAGUAUACUAGGAUUAUUGGAGAUUAUUUGCCUUUUCCUUCAGAAUUGCAAGAAUAAUUUUUUUUUUUUACUAUUAGAUGCUAAUAAAAAACAAAGGGUUGGAAGGAAGGGUUUUUUUUUAACAUACAGGAAUCACUUUGAAAUACUAUGAAAUCACUAAUUUUCAUGGGGGUUUAAUUUUUGUUGUUUUCGAGGUUUGGAGAGACCCAUGAAUUUAAGACCACCAGGAAAUGUAAAAUUUCAUAUGCCUUACUACUAAACAUUCUCCAACCACAAAAUCAAAUCCCUACAAAUGAAAUUUUUUCCUCAAACCGCGAAUGAUUUUACAGUACAUAUUUUUAAAAACAGUUUGAAGCUCUUAAAAAAAAAAAAAUACAUAUUUUUCUUGCAUUCUACCCAGAGCUUUCAAAUAAAUGGCCUCUAUAAAGUGACAUUACAAACUAUAAACCAUUAGUCUUCAUAGAACUGUACAGACCUGCAAUUUCAGAUUUAAUUAACAACCACAAAAAGGGAGGGGUACAUGUAGGUGCAUGAAAUUGUCAGUUACGUUUAUAUCGGCAUGUAUAUAAAUAAAUCAACAUAAUUUAUAUCACUAUAUGUGUAUACAAUAUUUAUUUGAGAUUAUUUUGUAAAAGAUUUUUGAAUAAUUCAUUUUGAAUACAUGUAUCUGAUUUUGAUUUAUAAUAAAAUGUUGAGUUGAA
Saccostrea echinata is the source of this 3033-nucleotide messenger RNA. Its product is annotated as cell division control protein 6 homolog. Gene Ontology annotation, molecular function: ATP hydrolysis activity; DNA replication origin binding. Gene Ontology annotation, biological process: mitotic DNA replication checkpoint signaling; DNA replication initiation; cell division. The record is from RefSeq and is a predicted model, not a curated record. The transcript is spliced from 13 exons. Lineage: Eukaryota; Metazoa; Mollusca; Bivalvia; Ostreida; Ostreidae. Gene Ontology annotation, cellular component: nucleus. The coding region runs from base 1 to 1767 and encodes 588 amino acids.